CAAGAUCUGCGAUCAAGAUGUAGCUAUCAAAGAGAAGAAGAAGCAUAUCGAUCAAGAAGAAGAAUGGGCGAGGCGGACUGCAGGAGCAGCUGCAGGGGAAACACUCCUCCUGCCGCGAGUGGUCCUCCGCUGAAAAAGAUGUGUCGCGGAUCCCCUGAGUCAGUUGUUGAUGGUGCUGCUGCGGUUGGUGAAAUCGAAACGGAGCUGUAUGAUUUGCACCCCUUGAUUGAGUUAGCGCACAAGUUUGGGAAGGAAGUAAUGGAUAAAAACGACGGGUCCCACGACUUCCAGCAUGCUCUCCGCGUGUGGCGCAUCGCACGUAGUCUGUGGCGGAAAAAAAUGAAUAUAGCAGGGAAGAGUGGAGACGAAGGUAAAAACAGUCUUGACAGGACGAACGCGAAGAACGGAGAUAAUAAAGCUAAAGAUGCCAGCAGCACUUCCCUUGAAGAUGAUAGAUUAGCACUAGAAAUUUCGGCUCUGCUCCAUGACAUCGAUGAUUCGAAAUAUGCUAGUUCCGAGAAGGAGAAGCACAUCGAGCGGUUUUGGGAGGAAGCAGAAAGGAACAAGGAAAUUUUGGAUACCAUCAUGGAACAGAAUCCACCAACUUCUCUGACCACUAUCAAUGAGCGGACGCAGUUCAUCAUCGACAAUCUUUCGUAUCACACCGAAUUGAAAUAUAACCAAGACUUUCCCGCAGGUACGUAUGAGGCCGAAAUCUUAGCCAAGGAGCCGAUGCUUGCUUACGCUCAAGAUGCGGAUAGAUUGGAUGCCAUUGGGGCAAUCGGUGUUGCAAGGACAUUCUGUUUCGGUGGAAGCAGAAGUCGAGCUUUAUACUCCGAGGAAAGUUUGAGACUGACUGAGACAUUCGUUCCCGAUUCAAAAAUGUACAACCACGAGAACGUCCAUACCCAGAGCCUCCAGCAGCAGAACUCUUCUACGUCUGAGAACACGAACAAGAACUUAACUGAUACGCUGGCUCAUUUUUACGAGAAGUUGUUGAUGCUGAAAGACCGGAUUAAAACGACGGAAGGGAAAGCGAUGGCCCAACAGAGACAUCAGUUCAUGGAAACCUUCAUCGCGCAGCUGAAGGGCGAAGUCAGAGGGGAGUUGUAGCGCUAUGGAGGGAGAUCAAGAUGCAAGCUCCUUCCACUCCGCACGCAAUGAAUGCUUCCAUGAACUCAUGUCUCUGUUAGGCCGUCGCCUUUCCUUCUUGGCAUCUUGAUUUCAUGGAAACAUUUGAAUUGCGCAGCUGAAGGGCGAAGCAAGAGGGGAGUUGUAGUUGUAACUUGCAGUGUGACACUGACACCAGAGAAGAUACUUCCUUGUUGGGAUUUCCGUGUCGUGAUUUGAACACAAGAGCUACUAGCUCGUCCAGUAAAGCAUGCCACUACCUCAUGUAGUCGUAGUGGCAGACAUGAUGG
Amoebophrya sp. A25 is the source of this 1421-nucleotide messenger RNA. NCBI's taxonomy places the organism in Eukaryota, Dinophyceae, Syndiniales, Amoebophryaceae. The record is from the annotation of a GenBank genome assembly.